UGCGAGCGGCACUGUCACUGUUUGUUUUCUCUCACCAUUCUUUCUCUUUUAAUCAGUGAAUCAAAGAUCCUUUGCGUCUCAUCAGCAUUCCUCUGAUCUCUCUCUCUCAAUCUUCUUUCUCUGUCUAAAACCCUCCACCCAUGGAGGCUCUACGGGCCUCGGCAAUGCUUUUCUGCAAACCGUCUCCCCUCUGCUCUGAAAGGACGGGUCUGCAGUGUAGUGUAUCUGGGCAGGUGGGGCUAUCUUCUUUCGGUCAGAGAAGAUUAAAAAUCCGAUCUUUGAAUCUUGGGAGGCCACGCACGGCAAGAAAUGUGUCUCAAGAAGACGCCUCCUUUGUUCCGGAAGAAGAAAAUGACAGAAAAGAAGUAGAGGAGAAGGGUCUUUUGUUGGGCACACAGAGAGAUGGGUCUGGCAAUGUAAUUGGGUUUCAUUUGGUUCCUGAUUCUGUGACAGGAGGUGAAACCAUUCCGGAGUCUCCUGAUGAUGAACAAUCUAGUGUUGGUGAAGGGACAGAAGAUGUAGAAAAAGAAAUCAGAAAAGUAUACAACAUUGUUUUUGUUACCUCAGAAGCAGCUCCAUAUUCCAAAACAGGAGGGUUGGGGGAUGUUUGUGGGUCACUGCCUAUAGCACUGGCUAGUCGUGGACAUCGAGUCAUGGUUGUCUCUCCUAGAUAUCUGUAUGGUGGACUUUCUGAUAAAAAAUUUAAGAAUUUGGUUGACCUUGAUAAGAAAAUCAAGAUCCAUUGGGCUGAUGGCGAGCAGGAAGUGUCUUUCUUUCAUGAGUACAGGGAAGGUGUUGACUGGGUAUUUGUUGACCAUCCUUCAUACCACCGACCGGGAACUCCCUAUGGUGACAGUUAUGGUGCUUUUGGCGAUAACCAGUUCCGGUUCACUUUGCUUUGUCACGCAGCGUGUGAAGCUCCAUUAGUUCUUCCCUUGGGAGGGUACACAUAUGGGGAGAAUUGCAUGUUUAUUGCUAAUGAUUGGCAUGCUGGUCUGGUUCCUAUACUUUUGUCUGCCAAAUAUCGCCCACAUGGUGUUUAUAAGGAUGCUCGGAGCAUUAUUUUGAUACAUAACCUUGCUCAUCAGGGGGUAGAGCCUGCAGGAACCUUUAAAAAUUUGGGACUGCCUUCAGAAUGGUAUCCGGCAGUGGAAUAUAUAUUCCCAACAUGGGCACGGGCCCACGCCCUUGACACCGGGGAAACAGUUAAUGUUUUGAAAGGUGCAAUCAUCACUGCAGACCGCAUAGUGACCGUUAGUCAGGGUUACUCUUGGGAAAUAACUACUCCUGAAGGUGGAUAUGGCCUACAUGCCCUAUUGAGUAGUCGAAAGCCAGUUCUUAGUGGGAUCACAAACGGAAUUGACGUCAAUGAAUGGGACCCAUCAUCUGAUAAGCACAUUGCUUCACCUUACUCCGUAGAUGAUCUCUCUGGAAAGGCUCAAUGUAAAGCUGCAUUGCAAAAGGAAUUAGCUCUCCCUAUUCGACCUGACUGCCCGUUGGUUGGAUUCAUUGGGAGGCUGGACUUUCAGAAAGGUGUUGACUUAAUCCUCUCGGCAACUCCAGAACUCAUGCAGGAGGAUAUCCAAUUUGUAAUGCUUGGGUCUGGCGAGAAACAAUAUGAGGAGUGGAUGAGAUAUAUGGAAUCACAAUACAGAGAUAAGUUCAGAGGAUGGGUUGGAUUCAAUGUGCCUAUUUCACAUAGGAUAACAGCCGCCUGUGACAUCCUAUUAAUGCCUUCGCGAUUUGAACCUUGCGGCUUAAACCAACUGUAUGCUAUGCGAUAUGGCACCGUGCCCGUUGUUCAUGACACCGGGGGCCUAAGGGAUACUGUGGAAUCUUUUGACCCAUAUGCUAAUGAUGGCAGCGGUGCAGGCACUGGGUGGACGUUUUCUCCUCUAUCAAGAGAGAAUCUUUUGGCCACGCUUAGAAUAGCGAUGGGGACUUACAGAGAGCACAAAGCCUCAUGGGAGGGGUUGAUGAAGAGGGGAAUGGAAAGGGACUGUUCAUGGGAAAAUGCCGCUGUUCAGUACGAGCAAGUCUUUGCGUGGGCAUUCAUGGAUCCACCUUACGUUCGAUGGCCAAACUAAAGAAGAAAUCCAAUAAAAAUCCCCUUCAUAGUACUAUAUAUACUCCAGUAUAUGGUAUACCGGAAGAUCAAAGAAAGAAAGAAAGAAAGAAAGAUCUCUUUGAUUUUGUAAAAUCAUCAUCAUACAAAGAAGAUUAAUUGGUUCAUUCCUUGCCCACUCCAAGCUGGCAUUCUGGCAAUUUUUGCUGCUACAUACAAUGUUUAUGCAAUUAUGUGUUUGUUGUUUUUUUUUCUUUGAAGGAGAAUAUUUUAUGAAGUUAUUGUAGUUGUAGCAUUAUGUAUAAAGAUGAAGAUUAUUUUUAUUGAUUUAUUGAAUUUAAAACAAACAUGGAGUCCAUGU
Molecule: messenger RNA, 2426 nt
Organism: Cuscuta campestris
Lineage: Eukaryota; Viridiplantae; Streptophyta; Magnoliopsida; Solanales; Convolvulaceae
Source: the annotation of a GenBank genome assembly